Messenger RNA from Oldenlandia corymbosa var. corymbosa, 2251 nucleotides. The record is from the annotation of a GenBank genome assembly. Lineage: Eukaryota; Viridiplantae; Streptophyta; Magnoliopsida; Gentianales; Rubiaceae.
CACACAAGUUGUUACUAAUCUAAUUAGUACUAAGAGCAAGAAUUGGGCCUACUAUUAAGGAGAUUGGUAAUAAAGAAAGACAGCAAAGCCGAAGGCCGACUAGAAGCAGCAAAAAUGGUGGAGCAGCAAUUUUAAGCACAUCUCUUUCUCCAUCUAGCUCAUCAAAAACGCCACAACCAAUCAACCAAAACCUUAAAAAUUAAAAUCUAGUGGCCAUAGUUUAUCGUUAGACUAAUACACACUAUCAAUUUCCAUCACGGCCUUUUGGCGUAUAUGCUAGAAGAAUUAUUUUUUAUGAAUUCUAUACCAUUUCUUUUGUCCAAUAGGAAAACUUGUACGGGAAACAAACCAAAAACGUGAUAUAUUAACUUUUCUUCGAGGGGUCAGGAUUUUAGAGGGAAGACUUUUAAGUGGGAGAGAGAUUUUACAUUAAAGAAGAAGAAGAAGAAGAAGGCCAGCCAACAAGGAGGGGUCAGGGAAUGAAACAGGGAGGUCCCUUUUUCUGGAUAUUUUGACUAUUUGAGGUGUUUUAUAAAUUGGGUUUUUUUUUCUGUUUCAAGUUUUAACACUCGCACAGAAAAAAAAGUUUCAAUCUUUUUCAAGGGAAUUUGGAGAAAUUGUAUUUUGAUGGUUUCUCUCGCUUCAUUUCAAAUCCUUGAAAUUUGUAAGGAUGCUGCUGGAGUUGCAGGAAACAUCUUUGCUUUCGGCCUCUUUGUCUCUCCGAUACCUACAUUUCGAAGGAUUAUAAGAAAUCAGACAACCGAACAGUUCUCUGGUUUGCCGUAUAUAUACGCUCUCUUAAAUUGCUUGAUCUGUGCAUGGUAUGGCUCGCCCCUUGUGUCCCCAGACAAUUUACUGGUUACCACAGUCAAUUCAAUUGGUGCUGUUUUUCAAAUGGCCUACAUAAUUCUCUUCUUGACACAUGCUGAGAAGGAGAAAAAGCUAAAGAUGCUUGGCUUGCUGCUCGCAGUUUUCAGCGUAUUUGGACUGAUUGUAGUUGGCAGCUUGCUCAUAGCUGAUUUUGAAUUCCGGCAUCUCGCCAUAGGUUUUCUUAGUUGUGCUUCCCUUAUAUCUAUGUUUGCAUCUCCAUUGUUUGUGAUUAAUCUUGUAAUCAGAACAAGGAGUGUUGAGUAUAUGCCAUUUUACUUGUCGCUGUCCACCUUCUUGAUGAGCACAUCUUUCUGUUUGUAUGGCAUCUUCAGUUUUGAUCCCUUUAUAUACGUUCCAAAUGGUAUAGGCACAUUCUUGGGAAUUAUACAACUGAUAUUAUUUGCAUACUACAAAAGUGCAUCUAGUGAAGACUCCAGAGAACCUUUAUUAGAGUCUUAUGCAUAAACUGGGAAAUGUCAAAAGCUGUCUGCAAGUGUCUAUUUUCCGUUAGGUAAUCAGUGCCGAUCUGAUCUGAAUAAGUUGCCAAAAACUGGGGAUGAUCUCAUGGAAAACAAUUGUUUUCCGUUGGCAUGAGUAAUGAAUUGUUCUGUCGCCAAACUACCCAGCCACCUCCCUUUCUUAGGUGGUCUUGCUCUUCAGCUGUCGAAUGAAGGAUCAUGGUGCAUCUGGAGAUAUGCUGUUCCAAAUGUUUGUGAAUGUAUGUAGUUUUGAUUUGUGUGUGUGUAUUUCUAUUUUUUUACCUUCUUCUUUCCUUUUUUUUUUUUUUGUUUUUUUGAUGUUAUCAUCCUUCUUCCUGCUCAUUCUUUUUGAUUUAUAUUGUUGUAUAUAAUUGCCGAGCAGUCAUACUGAAUGAAAUUGACUGCUGAUUGAUGCAUUCAUGAAGACUGAAACCUGUUCAGUUCUCUCUCAGUUCUGUAUGAAACUUUGUUUGUGUUCUGAUAUCUUAAUAAAUUGGAGUUGGAACUUGGAAUGCAUUGAGCCCAAAAGCCUGCUCUUAAAGGCAGUGGAAAGACACUCCACGACAACAAAAGUAUGAAUCACACUAUGAAAGAGAUGAAGGAUUACGGAUAAAACAAAUGCAUAAGAGGUGAGGCUGAACUGUAUUGACUAACACACCAAAUGGAGUAUAUAUUAUUGUAGGUUUUAUUAAUAAUGUCAUAGCCGGCAUAGCCGAAGGACGGUUUCACACUCAACAGUGAUUAGGAGUGUCUUGUUGCAGUUGAGCAGAAGGCAGAUGAUCACUUGAGAAAGAUAAAAUCAUGUACAGCACUUUGGACAAUUUCUUUUAGAAACUAUAAAUUUACUGGUUAAGAAAGACUGUGCUGCACCGUGAAUGGUUAAGUGAAGCCUAUGAUCCAGA